Exophiala bonariae is the source of this 687-nucleotide messenger RNA. RefSeq lists its product as uncharacterized. NCBI's taxonomy places the organism in Eukaryota, Fungi, Ascomycota, Eurotiomycetes, Chaetothyriales, Herpotrichiellaceae. The record is from RefSeq and is a predicted model, not a curated record. The coding region runs from base 1 to 687 and encodes 228 amino acids. Gene Ontology annotation, cellular component: nucleus. The transcript has a single exon.
AUGUCUUCACAUCAUCAUGAUCAUAGUCACGGCCAUGAUCAUUCCCAUGGUGGGCAUGGGCAUGGACAUGGACAUGGAGAUCACGAUCAUUCUCACGACUUGGAGCCGGCUCUCCAGUCAAACCUCUACAAACAAAUUGGUUUCGAAAGCAUCAGAACCCUCAACGAGGCUGAACCACGAUCAGGCGCCGGAAUAGUGCAGAAGACAUGGGACGAGAGAUUGAACGACCAACCAACACUCGAGAGUGACGCAGACGAGCAACUCUUGAUGCAUAUCCCAUUUGCGGGAUCUUGCAAAUUGUACUCGAUUCUCAUCCGCACAUCCGACUCGGAUUCGGCUCCUCAGACUCUCAAAUUGUUCCGCAACAGAGAUGACAUGGACUUCAGUACCGCGUCUGAUCUCAAGCCGACCCAGACUAUCGUCCUACCCAGAAGUAGUGAGGUGGCAGACAUCCCUCUAAAUCGGGCUCUCUGGAACGGUACCACGUCGAUCAAUCUUUUCUUCGAGGAUAACCAUUCUGGAGGAAGCGAGGAUGUGACCAGUGUCAGUUAUCUGGGGUUCAAAGGAGAUUUCAUGACGUUGAAUCGUGAACCAGUCAGUGUACUCUAUGAAGCGGCAGCCAAUCCAAAGGACCACAAGGUCAUCCAGGGAUUGACGAAUGCGACCCAUUCUAUGCCAGGACAAUGA